GAGCGAGACGUGGUGAGAGGGUGUCCAGAUAGACCAGAACAACAGAAGGGACUCAUUUUCACUUUUGCCUUCAAUUCCACGAUUUCCUUGCUUCAUCUUCCACCAGACUGUGACAGUUAACAGCUGGCUCGGAGAUGGCUGCCAGCGCCGCAGCCACGAAUCUCCUGCCUCUGGUGAAGAGCGUGGUGGUGUACAAGAAUGGAGACCCCUUCUACAGUGGACGGAGGUUCGUGGUCAACCAGCGACAGGUGGCCACCAUGGAGGCCUUUCUGACUGAAGUGACCCAGACCAUUGGUGCUCCACUUGCCAUCAGGACCCUGUACACCCCAAGGCAGGGCCAUAGGGUCACAGACCUUGAGGGCCUGCAGACAGGAGCCCAGUAUGUUGCCGCAGGCUUUGAAAGGUUCAAGAAACUGGAUUACCUGAACACAGGAGUGAAAAAACAUCCUGCCGCCCGUGAAGAAACCCAGGCCAAAGUCACCCAGAGGCCAAAUGUCUCAGCCAAAUGGAGGAAGUUCAUACCUGUGCCCUGCAUUUUACAUGUUUUCCGUAAUGGAGAUCUCCUUUGUGCACCAUUUCGGUUCAUCAUUCCUCGGAGCAUGCGGCAGGACCUGGAGCAGAUCCUGAGCCUGGUCACAGAGAAGGUCAGCUUACGAACCGGAGCUGUGCGCAGGUUGUGCUCUCUGGAAGGAGUGACUGUGUCCUCAGCUGUGGAGCUGGAGACCGGCCACUACUAUGUUGCCGUGGGAACUGAGAGGUUCAAGAAACUUCCAUAUGUGGAGCUGUUGGUUUCAAAAGCCACAGAGAGAUAUUAUCCAGGAAAGAGAAGGCUGUUAAGGAGAAAUGAGACCGGGAAAGCAGGAAGCGGCCCAGAGGACCAGUACAGUGACUCAGCUCUCCUCGACUCCCCUGACUCAGAUGGUCGGAGGGUGAAGUCGACAGGAGAUGAAGCUGCAGCUCCAGCAGCCACACAUCCGAGGAGCAGGAGAGACAGAGCUGACGAGACCUCCGCUUUCUUCGCCAGGCCGGUGAAGAUCCGCAACAGUAGACGACAGCCAAGGCCACCGCUCAGCAAUGGAUCUGUUCAGCCCAGCGUGUUUAAAAGAGCAGCACGGAAGAGAAGGGAGGAGGUGCGAGGAGCCGAGGAGGUGCUCGAGGAUGAAAACACGGCUACAGAGCUUCCUGUUGACCAGAGAGUGGCAGAGAUAGUGGAGGACGAGGAACUGAACAACCAAAAUGAUCCACAUACACACAACACACAGCAGAGCCAUAAUAUAAAGAGCGAGCAGCACAAUGAGAGAGAAAACCUACACAAGCAUAAUGGAAAGCAGGGUGGUGCAAAAGAGACAGAAAAUUCUGCUAAGACUGAGGAGUCUGCUGCUGAAAUACUGGAGCCUGAGCUGAAUCAGACCUCCUCAAAGUCACGGCCUUCGUCAUCCACCUCUCCGGGAAAGAAAAGCGAAGAAAAGGAGAGUCCACAGGACGCCCCGUCACUUACAGUAUGACAGAACCAUCAUCAGGAGGAUUUUGCAUCAUCGUAACAGCUUGACUACAGUCCAGCGAUUGCUCCUCAUGGCUACAUGAAUGUUUGAUUAAACUGGAAGUACUUUCACUGUGGUGAUUAGCCAAGUGACAAAAUUCAUUUGUGUUGGAAGAGUCAAACAUGUGAACAGCCUCAAAUAAAAUAAGAACAAACAGUACAGGAGAUGUACACAAUAUCAAUCUAUAAGCAUUAUAAGCUUCCUAAAAGGUAGUGUUUGUUGUAUUGGACAUUGGUUUAUGACACUGUGUCCACCUUAAAUUCUGAUACAGACAUUGUGUAGAUGUUAAAUGAUGCAAUUUAUUCCAAAUGCGAUAUGUACAUAAACAUAUUUUGGGACAUUUUAGGCCUGAAUGUAUUUUGAUUUGCAGAAAUCAGUGGUGGAAAUCAUAACAUGAAAAGUCGUGUUUUGCCAACAAUUUAUUAGUACAACAUCAGCCACAUCAAAAGCUGAAUAGAUGCAAAAAAAAAAAAAGUCAUCUGUACAGUGUUGCGUGUCAAUUAAAUACUGUGAGAAUAAAAACAUACACGUAUUACUUUGCACAUUAGUGUUAUUUCUGAAAUACCAAGCAGGGGAUGAGGAGAAAACAAGUAUGAA
This is a messenger RNA of Chelmon rostratus (copperband butterflyfish), 2138 nucleotides long. It is a transcript of the gene dcdc2b, whose product is annotated as doublecortin domain containing 2B. Bases 135 to 1505 code for a protein of 456 amino acids. The record is from RefSeq and is a predicted model, not a curated record. Gene Ontology annotation, biological process: intracellular signal transduction. The transcript is spliced from 15 exons. Gene Ontology annotation, cellular component: microtubule; microtubule organizing center. Lineage: Eukaryota; Metazoa; Chordata; Actinopteri; Chaetodontiformes; Chaetodontidae.